Messenger RNA from Penicillium coprophilum, 1773 nucleotides. Its product is annotated as metallophosphoesterase family protein. The transcript is spliced from 2 exons. Gene Ontology annotation, cellular component: cytosol. Gene Ontology annotation, biological process: nucleotide catabolic process. Bases 1 to 1773 code for a protein of 590 amino acids. The record is from RefSeq and is a predicted model, not a curated record. Gene Ontology annotation, molecular function: hydrolase activity. NCBI's taxonomy places the organism in Eukaryota, Fungi, Ascomycota, Eurotiomycetes, Eurotiales, Aspergillaceae.
AUGUUGUCCUUGCUCUGGCUACUUCCGUCGGCACUCGCCGCUCAACCCUCCACGCCCGAUCCUAUCUCCGCUCCCCUGCGAACCCUUGAUUUCGGGCAACUGAAUUUCCUCCAUACUACCGAUACCCAUGGCUGGCUGGCUGGUCAUCUGCAGGAACCGUCCUACUCCGCAGACUGGGGAGACUAUGUAUCAUUUGCGACACGCAUGCGGGAGAAGGCAGAAGCACAAGGACAAGACCUGCUCGUUAUAGAUACUGGUGACCGAGUCGAAGGCAACGGCCUGUAUGACUCGUCCGAGCCCAAGGGUAUCUACCUUUCGGACAUCUUCCGGCACCAAGACAUCGACCUGUUGACGUCGGGAAACCAUGAACUAUACAAGCAAAACACAUCUGAGACUGAGCUUCUUGUCACCGUUCCUAAUUUCCGGGGCAAAUAUUUAGCUUCAAAUAUUGAUAUCAUUCAUCCAACAACGAAAGAGCUUGUGCCUCUGGCUCCGCGGUUCAAGAAGUUCACUACCAAGAAGCAAGGGAUCCGUAUAGUAGCGUUUGGCUUCCUUUUUGAUUUCAACGGAAAUUACAACAACACCGUGGUCCAGAAAGUAUCUUCCACUAUCAAAGAGGAUUGGUUCCAAGAAGCCAUUCGGGACAAAGAAGUGGAUCUGUUUUUGGUGAUCGGCCAUGUGCCUGUCCAUUCACCGGAAUACCGGGCGAUCUUCAAGGAGAUCCGGGGAAUCCGUUGGGACACUCCAAUCCAAUUCUUUGGCGGGCACCAGCAUGUGCGUGACUAUGCGCAAUAUGAUAGCAAAGCCUUUGGGCUAGCGAGUGGGCGAUUCAUGGAAACUAUUGGCUUCAUGUCAAUUGAUGGCCUCGCCAGCAAAGCCAGCCAUCAGUCUGCCGUUGGGCCCGUAUUCAAGCGCAGAUAUAUUGACAGCAAUCUCUUGUCUUAUUAUCAUCACACCGGUCUUGAUCAAAAGACUUUUCCAACUGAGAAAGGCCUCAAUGUCUCCCGAUUGAUCACCAAAGCACGGACCGAACUCCAUCUGGACCAGGUCCAUGGAUGCGCGCCACAUGAUUUAUGGAUGUCGCGAGCCAAAUAUCCGCACCCUAACAGCAUCUACACCUGGCUUGAGACUCAGGUUUUACGCGAUGUGAAAGAUGAGUCUCGUGGAGACACACCCAGGCUGGUCAUUGUUAAUACGGGCGCCAUACGGUUCGAUAUUUUCAAGGGGCCUUUUACACAUGACUCGACUUUUAUUAUAUCACCAUUCACCAGUACCUUCCGCUAUGUGAAAAAUGUCCCAUAUGACAAGGCACAACUUAUUGUCGAGGUUUUGAACGAGCAGCCGCAAAUUUUAUCUACUGAUGAAUCUUCGUUGACAACCUUGGGCCCUGUCGAGCAACUUGCAUAUCCGGAGGACGUGAUUGCUCAAAACUGGCCUUCAUCUGGCGACCAAAUUCCCAUGUCCGGUCCGGCCCUUGUGCCUGGUUACACGACAAAAGAUGAUGCGGGCACAGAUGGUGAUGACACCAUCCAUUCACCCAUUUCCUUUUACCGCGUGCCGAACUGCAUUCGAACCCUCAUAUCUACCAAUGCAUCGGAGACACCGAAGACGGUGGAUAUGGUAUAUCUUGAUUUCAUAGAGAGCAAGGUGAUACUGGCCGCCAAGUUUGCUGGUUUCGAUGUCGACAUUGCAAAGGAGAGUGAUGUGUACAUGCCGCCCAUGUCUCUAACAAAUCUCAUUCUUGACUGGGUGAAGAAGAACUGGAAGUGUUGA